GGGGUCAGAACGCCGAUAUAAGUGACCGGCUGUCCCGUGCCGGUCAGUACCUGUCUUUUGCAGGAUGAAAAUCUUCUUGCUACUCGUAGUGGCGGUGGCGGCUGUUUCUGCACAGCAAGGCCCUCCUCCAGCGGGUCCUAGAGGACCACCCCCGGAAGUCGACUGGGGAAAGUGUAUUCAGUUGAAACCUUCUAACGAGGAAAAAGAACAAAAAUCAAAACUGAUCCAAGAAUGCCUUAAAGAAUAUCCACCUCCUGCUGGUGAAGUAACUAGAGAACAGAUUGACGAACAUAGAGACAAAAUAGCUGAUUGUGGUCUUAAGAAGGAAGGAUGGUUGAACGAUGACGGAAGUUACAAAUUCGACAAAGCAGAAAAAGAACUUAAAGACAAGAAACUGGAUAAACCGAUCGAAGAGAAAGUCAUAAACAAACAUAAGGAUUGCCAAAAAGAGGCCGCUGAACGAUUCCCUGGCAAUCACGCUGAACAAAUACAGAUGUAUCAGGCUUGCAUGGAUUUCCACAUUUCCAAGGAAUGCGGUAUCCAAGUAGCUAAUCCACCCCCACCACCACCACCACCAUCUCCUUAAGCAUAAAUUUAAAAACAGAGAGAAGCCCGGACCGGAUCUUGCUUUAAUUCUCAAAAUUUAACGACUACGGUUUUCAAUGUCAAAGUUUCAAUCGACGGAAUUAAUUUUGUGUAUAUUUUGAACCGAAAUGUACAGUAGUUUUUUAUGUAUAGUCGGUUGAACUACAAUGUUAAAUGUACAGCCGUCAUUUUGAUUUUGGUAUUGUUAAAAUAAAAUUGUCUUUGUAGAAAUA
Messenger RNA from Centruroides sculpturatus (bark scorpion), 818 nucleotides. RefSeq lists its product as uncharacterized. The coding region runs from base 65 to 586 and encodes 173 amino acids. Gene Ontology annotation, molecular function: odorant binding. NCBI's taxonomy places the organism in Eukaryota, Metazoa, Arthropoda, Arachnida, Scorpiones, Buthidae. The record is from RefSeq and is a predicted model, not a curated record. The transcript has 8 exons.